Messenger RNA from Pseudophryne corroboree (corroboree frog), 2184 nucleotides. RefSeq lists its product as uncharacterized. Bases 1489 to 2184 code for a protein of 231 amino acids. NCBI's taxonomy places the organism in Eukaryota, Metazoa, Chordata, Amphibia, Anura, Myobatrachidae. The transcript is spliced from 4 exons. The record is from RefSeq and is a predicted model, not a curated record.
CCACCUUUUUUUAUACAUUUAUUGUUUGUAUAUCUUUUAAUAAAUAAUUUUGGAGUAUUAAACAUUUUUUUGUUUUUAUCUCAAAAAAGUGUGUUAUGUCGAUAUUUAUCGCAGCAGAAGCCCUACCUCCCCAACCCACGCCAGCACUCCCACCCCAACCGCCAGCCCCACAACCACAACCGGCUCCUCAUCAACCAAGGCAACGGAGGCGUGCUAGGCCACCAAUUUUCAGAACCCGUGUCCUACUUUUUGGGAUGCCAGAUGAUGUGGUGGUGCGUAGAUACAGGCUGCCACCACAUCUAAUCCUAGACACUCUCUCCAUAAUAGAGAGUGAUCUGGAGUCUGAAAUUCGGUAUCCUACAGCAAUACCACCAUUGACACAAUUCCUUGCUGUGUUACAUUUUUUGGCUACAGCCUCAUAUCAACAUGUUGUGGGAGACCUGGUUGGCAUGUCGCAGGGCCAGUUCAGUAAGGUCCUGCGGCAUGUCUGCCAGGCUUUCCUAAAGCGGGUGAAGCAAUUCAUUGAUAUGCCUUUGGAUGUUGGUGCCCUAGAUGUGGUGAAGCGGCAAUUUGAGGAAGGUGGUAGUCGCUUCCCACAUGUUAUUGGGGUUGUGGAUGGCACACAUGUUGCUAUUCAGCCACCAAGACAUAAUGAAGAAAUUUAUAGAAACAGGAAACUGUUUCAUUCUCUGAAUGUAAUGGUUGUUUGUGGGCCAUCCCUCCAGAUCCUUUCCCUGAAUGCCAAGUUUACUGGAAGUUCACAUGAUGCAUAUGUCAUUAGACAAUCAGGGAUAUGGCAGAGAUUAAGAGCAAGUCAACGAGCAGACAUGUGGUUAUUGGGAGACCGUGGAUAUCCUUGCACCCCCUGGCUCAUGACUCCUUACCGUAAUCCCAGGCCAGGACCACAGAUGGCAUUUAACUCCGCGCUUACUGCCACUAGGCAGCUGGUGGAGCGCACAAUUGGUGUCCUUAAAGGGCGGUUUCGUGUGCUCCACCGCACUGGUGGCGACAUCAUGUAUUCGCCGGAGAUGGCAAGUAAAAUAGUGGUCCUGUGCGCAAUACUACAUAAUAUCGCGGUAAGGAGUAGUGUAGAGCUUCCUCAGGCAGAGGAAUUGCCUGAUGAGGAGCCAGGGGUUGUUCGACACUUCGGUGGUGGGAGUGUUACACGGAGGGGGAGCCAAGUGAGGGCAAGGAUUGUUGCCGAAUAUUUCAGGUAUAGUGUUUUUAUAUUAUUUUUAUGUUAAAAAAACAAAGCACAGUAUGCUUAUGUUUUGUUUGUAAUGUUGACAUUUUGUUUGAGAUUGUAAGGUCAUUGUGUAAUGGUUUUGGAUUUUUUGUUUAUUUGUCAUUUUUAAAAAAGUAAAAAUCCGUUAACACGUUAAGCUUACAAUUUGAGAUUAGUACAAAAUAUAAUGUGAUGUGGCUAAAUAGUGUCCUUAUUUGUUUUAUAUCCUAAAAUCUUGAUUAUUUAAACAAACACAAAAACAAAUGAAAUUAAAUGUUGCCCACUUUGUGACUGUCCAGCUGAAUGAUCACACAAACUGUGGACAACAACAACGGCAGACCUCUCCGCCCCCUUCCCAGUCCCCCUCCCCUUCUCACUCCCCCUCCCCUUCUCACUCCCCCUCCCCUUCCCAGUCCCCCUCAUCUUCCCAGUCCCCCUCAUCUUCCCAGUCCCCCUCAUCUUCCCAGUCCCCCUCAGCUUCCCUGGCCCACACCACUUUACACUCCCCUUCUCACCACACCUCUCCAUCUCUUUCUGGGACCCCUUCUCCUCCUUCCCAUACCCCUUCUCCUUCAACUUCUAAAUCACCAUCUCUGCCCCCCUCACCCUCUAUUGGCUUAACUUUCUCUCCGCCCCCCUCGCCCUCUCAAUCAGACCCCCCCUCUGAAAUUCCAGCACCAAUCCAGCCUCCUUCCCCCAUCCAGCCUCCUUCCCCAAUCCCUCCUCCUUCCCCAAUCCCUCCUCCUUCCCCCAUCCAGCCGCCUUCACCCAUCCAGCCAACAUCCCCACCCAGUGAAUGGGCAGAGGAAGCCCCUGAAGCCAGUUCAGGGAGUGUUCAUGUUGCCGUGGAAAAUGUUGCCGUUGGAGAUCCCACAUCGUUGCGGGAGAUUGUGGGAAACAUGAGGCGACAUCUCCAGGCCUUGCUGGGUCUGCUAGAUGAUAUGGAAAAUUUUUGUUAA